Messenger RNA from Dioscorea cayenensis subsp. rotundata (Guinea yam), 752 nucleotides. RefSeq lists its product as uncharacterized. The transcript has 2 exons. Lineage: Eukaryota; Viridiplantae; Streptophyta; Magnoliopsida; Dioscoreales; Dioscoreaceae. The record is from RefSeq and is a predicted model, not a curated record. Bases 61 to 459 code for a protein of 132 amino acids.
CUGUCUUUCGCUUUCCUCAAACCCUAGCAACUCCUUAGCAAGAGAGAAGGGAAAUUAAAGAUGAUGGUGCGUGAGAGGAUCUUGCCAGAAAGGUGGCAGUGCACGUAUUGGACAUGUUUGGGCAUUUUGGGGCUCAUCGCAGUCAUCUUCACAGUCCUCGGCAUUGUCUUCAUCAGCAUUGGAAUGACACAGGCCGCCAUUGGCUUCUUCGCUGCGGCUGUAUUAAUCAUCUUCUACAUAAUCAGUUUUGUUGCUUCCAGAUUCAACAGUGGUGUUCCUCAAGAACAACAAAAUCAGAACCAGAUGCAGCUUCUUGCUGCUAUGUGUAUGGGAAUCAGGGAUCACCCUUUGGCUCAAUGGAUCAUUAGGAAGUCGAGAGAUGUUCGUGGUCCACCACCUGCACCUCAGGGACAUGAUCAGAGAGCGGUGGAGAUGGUGCCAAUGGCUGAUCAGAGAUGAAACCAGUAUGGACUUUAUUUGAUAUCAUAUGUAGAUAGUGCUAGUGCUUGAUGUUUGAUGCUUUAAUUCUUGUAUUUAGGGUGUGGAACUCAUAUAUAUAUAUAUAUAUAUAUGUAGCUAUACUGCAUGAUAUAUGUUGAUUCUUGAGUUCUUGUUAGUAGGGUUUGGAAAUCAAAGCUAGGUAUGUGGUUUCUUGCAUAGAGAAUGCAUUUUGUACAUGCGUGCAGAUGUGAAUAAUGGAAGAACUUGUGGGGGUAUGUACAUUCAUUGAAGAUGAAGUGAAGGCAACGUAA